Molecule: messenger RNA, 2112 nt
Organism: Dichotomopilus funicola
Lineage: Eukaryota; Fungi; Ascomycota; Sordariomycetes; Sordariales; Chaetomiaceae
Exons: 2
Coding region: 1-2112 (703 amino acids)
Source: RefSeq, a predicted model, not a curated record
AUGGCGGUAGCGGGGAGGGAGUCGCGCUUUAUGCCGACGGUGAAGUACACGUCUGCAGCCAGUACGCAUUCCCGGAUAGCACGACCAAUUUGUUGGAAUCCUACUAACCAUGUCCUAGACCGCGAGUACAUGGGCCAAACCCAACUCACGCCCAUCAGCCAAGAGAGCGGUUCCCAGAGUAGCAUAUCGCCGCUAACCCCCGGGGCACCGCCGGAUACCGACAAGUCGGAGCAGUUCUUUACGCCGCGGAUCGCAAACAACUCGCCCCCACGGGCUCUUCGACCAGGCGGUUACGGCGGACUCGACGACACUGUUGGGGACGAAGACUCGACAUUUGGGGCGGACUCUCCGAGGAAGCAGGGCCUAAAUCCGAUGGACCGCAUGAAUAACAUUGGAAGCCCCUUCGAUCAACCCGACCGCCGCCCUUCGACGGCCAACAGUGAACGCCCCGGCACUUCGGCCUCUAACAUUAGCAGAACAUCAGGAAGCGGGAGAAUGCCGAUGCCACAAAGGCCAAAUGGGUACGGCGGUUUCGGACCCCCACCUAAGCCAUCAUCAGAACACGGCCUGGAGCCGCCUUUCACGCCGAGUAGGUCCGACACCUUUCCUCGCCCAAGCGACCGAUUUGCGCCCCCAUCGCGUUCGCCUUCCGCCCCUCUCUCAGCGUCGACGCUGCGUCCGAAUCAAUUGCAGCCCCCACUGGAUUCCCCUGGAAGGAACCCGAUGGUGAGUCCCAGAAGGCCUAGCAGAGGAGGGCCCGAUACGUCUCGGCCGCCGCCACCCCGAACGAGCGCGAUUCGACCGGUGACUCCUGGUCUACCGACCAUCAACCUAGCCGAGGAAUUCGGAAUUGGGAACCCGUACCAUAACCCGUCAGAUUCGACGUCCUCUACGAACUCCUCAGAGGACAGCACUCAGCCGCAACGUCGGCCGAGCCUGGCCAGUCAAGCCAGCUCAAGGACUAGCCCGUCUCGGUCCUUGACCUCUCGAUCAGGAAAGAGUCCAUCCGAUACGUCGAGUAUCGAUAACUUAAUGACGGAUAUACAAUCGUCGAUGAAGGAGCCCAGGCCAAAGCCCAAAGUAACACCCUUGAAACUACCAGCCAGGGAUCCGAGGGACAUGGGCCGCCCGUCUCCGCUCAGUGCUCGACCCCCCCGGUCCGCAGACCGGGGCUACGACCCGCGUAUCGACCCCGCAGUCCAGAACCCGAGACUUGCUCCGGCGCGGUCCCCUCUUCCUUCGUCAAUGCCGAACAGCUCACUUGAAGAGGGCCCGAGCCUCGCUUCGCCAAUCGACAGCCUCUCUCCGAACGCCGCGACGGCCACAUCCCCCCAAUGGCCCGGAUCGCUUUCUCCUGAGCGAUCUGAGGGGUUGGGUGACAGACGACCUUCGCAAGCACACCAGCCGUUAAGUCCCCCGUCGUUUCUCCGACCACCUCAGCCGCGACCACCGCAGCAGCCACCGCAACAACCUCCGCAGCAACGAGAUCCUCCCAAACCCACACGUUCGCUCUCGGAAGCUGGUCUAGGUGAACCGGCUGCUGCGUCGGCUCGCGGGAACUGCAAGGCUUGUGGUCUCGCCAUCAAAGGAAAGUCCAUCUCUAGUGCCGAUGGCCGUCUGACGGGGCGUUAUCACAAACCGUGCUUUGUCUGCUCGACUUGCCAGGAGCCUUUCACGUCGUCCACAUUCUACGUGCACGAAGACCGGCCGUACUGCGAACUGCAUUACCACAAGCUUAACGGCAGCCUCUGUGGCAGCUGCGGCCGCGGUAUCGAGGGACAAUAUCUCGAGGAUGCUGAUGCGGUAAAGCACCACGUCGGCUGCUUCAAGUGCGGCGAUUGUGGCAUGGCGUUGAAGGGCGGAUAUUUUGAAGUGAAUGGCAAGGCGUACUGCGAAAGGGACGCUUGGAGACUUGCUGGCGGUGGUGGACCGCCUGGUCCACCUGGCCCGCCCGGCCCACCUGGGAGGAUGGGUUUUCGUCCGCCUCGUGGGGGUUUGCCCGGUGGGCCGAGAGGAGGGAUGAUGGGGGGCGGGUAUAACCCGAGCAGGCUCGGCCCCAUGGGGCAGCGGCCGAAGAUGGAGAAGAGGAUGACGAGACUGGGGAUGAUGUGA